AUGCAGCCCGCAAGGCGUUCUAGGCAGCGGGACAUCCGCGAUAUGGCGGAUACCGUUGCCCGCGCGCGUUUGGACUACCUGUGGGCGGCAGUUGUGGCAGAGAAUGAUCUAGCCUUCAACGUCUCCAAAUCGCGUGCGCUACAAGCCUUCGUUGACGCGGCGGUCGUGUUCGCGAAGCCCUACACACUCCCAACCCCUUACAAGGUGUCCGGCUCUCUCCUCGACAAGCUAAGGGCGGACGCCGAGGAGCUUGUAAGGCCAUUGAAGGAGAGUUGGAAGACGACCGGGUGCAGUCUCUCGGUGGACGGGUGGACGUGCAUGAAGUCCCGCGGGAUUGUGUGCGUCAUCGCCCACAAUGACACCGCGCCCGUCAUUGUGGACAUUGUCGACUCGAAAACCGCUAAGAAAACUGGAGACUACCUCGCGGGUCUCAUCGGGAACUCGAUCUCCGAAGUGGGGAAGGACCUCGUGGUCCAGGUCAUCAUGGACAAUGCGUCUAACAACCGAUCCGCGGCUGAGAAGCUUAAGGAGGAGUUUCCCUCGGUUUUUAUCGCCAACUGCGCCGCCCACUGCUUGGAUCUUAUGCUUCACGACCUAGGGAAAGUUGGGCCCGUCAAACGCGUGUUAGAGCAAGUGCAUCGAGUCGUCAUGAUGAUCAAGGGUAGUGCCUCCGCCGUCGUUCUAUUCCGCGAGCUCUUUACCAAGCUUUCAUUGGUGCGGCCGGGUGCGACACGGUUCGGCACUCAAGUCAUCAUGAUACGCCGCUUCUUGGAGGUGAAGGGGGCACUCCAGGCCAUGGUCAUCAGCGAUGAAUGGAAAGGGGUGGCGGUGGCGCAAAAGGCUGAAGGGCAGGAGGUGCGGGCGCUUCUUCUUGACGACGUCUUUUGGGACUGUGUUACUGCGGUGCUCCGCCUCCUCACGCCGGUUUAUGAAGUGCUAAGGGUGGUUGACACGCGGGCACAAGUCAUGGGCCAAAUCUAUGGCCUCAUGAUUGAUAUCACGGUGAAGACACGGGAAGCUGCAGAGGCCGCCGCCUCGGUAUUCAUCAAGAAGACGGGCCUGCUCUUGGCCAAGGACAAGAGCACCUUCAUGGCAUCCAUCAAGGGCAUCCUUGCCCGGCGAUGGGACGGGCAACUCCACAACCCCCUGCAUGCCCUGGGAUGGCUUCUUAAUCCCCGCAACCAGUACGCGGGGGAGGUGAGAACCGAUGCGGAGGUAAGGAAGGGGGCCGACGCGGUGAUUCAGGCCCGGGGGGGGGAUGUGGCCCAGCGCAUCAAGCUGCAGACACAGCUGGUGCAAUUCCAUAAGGGUGAGGGCCGCCUCGGGUCGGAUGAUGCGCUAUGGGCAGCCAAGACCUUGGUGGAGGGGGGGCGCAUGACGGAUGCGGAGUGGUGGUGGAUUUUCGGUGGGGAAGUGCAAGCGCUCCAAGAACUGGCUGUCACGACCCUAUCACAGCCCGUCACCUCGUCCGAGGUGGAGCGGUACUUUUCCGCCCUUGCACGAGUGCAAAGGCGGGAUCGGAACCGCAUCGCGGCCAAGAAGAUGACUGAUGUCACCUUCGUGGCCUUCACCAGGAGGGCCCGCGAUGCGUUUGAUCGCAAAACUCAGACGCGUGCGAAGUUGUACGCUGAUCUCACCGACGGAACCCUCAAAGAGGGCAUUCCCGUGCCCCCGCCCGCAACAGUGGAAGAGGAUGAAGGUGGGGCUGAAGAGGAGGAGGGAGCCGAGGUGGCAGAGUGCACCAUCGACUGGACUGUAUUUGGGAGCAUUGGUAAGAAGAAGAAGAAGAAGAAGCGCGCGGGAGAGAGCUCCAAGAGGAAGAGGAAGGAGAAGGGAAAGGGGCCAUGCAAGCGGAAGGGGAGAGGAAAGAAGCGUGUGGAGGAGGAGGAGGAGGAGGAGGAGGAGGAGGAGGAGGAGGAGGAGGAGGAGGAGGAGGAGGAGGAGGAGGAGGAGGAGGUGGAGGAGGAGGAGGAGGAGGAGGAGGAGGCGGCAGAGAGCAAUGGGCGGGAGGUAGGACCCUCCAAGCGUCCUAAGGCAGUCUGGCCGUGGGACUGCAGUGAUGGUGAGAGUGGGGAGGAGGAGGAGGAUGAGGAGGAGGAGGAUGAGGAGGAGGAGGACGACGAGGAGGAGGAAGGGUAG
Closterium sp. Naga37s-1 is the source of this 2139-nucleotide messenger RNA. The record is from the annotation of a GenBank genome assembly. Lineage: Eukaryota; Viridiplantae; Streptophyta; Zygnematophyceae; Desmidiales; Closteriaceae.